GGUCGCUUCUGAAGUGGCAGGGAAGAGAAGCAAGGCUGUGCCAUGGCUGACACGAGGCGACUUCUUGUCUCCACAGGUGUCUGGUGAUGUGGGACCCCACCCAGCAGUAGCAAUGCAGAGCCUCUUCCUGUGCCUGGAUCUCAAGGCUGCGUGUGUAAACCGGAAGGAGGGGAAGCAGGAAGAGAACUGGGUGCGUCCUCGGAGAGCUCCACAUCUUGGUAGCCCUGGUUGGUGAUACAGCCUCUGCCCUGCUCUGGAGUCUGGCCGCAGGGACUCUGCUGAUGUGCCCAGCGCCUUCCUUCGCUUGUGCUUAAAUGGCACAGCCUGGGGUCAGCACAUCUGAAGAGAGAGGUGUGAGAGGCAAAGCCCAUGGCCACGUUCCCCUGCCAGCUAUGCGGCCAGACAUUCCUCACCCUGGAGAAGUUCACUGUCCACAACUAUUCCCACUCCAGGGAGCGGCCUUUCAAGUGCUUGCAGGCUGACUGUGGCAAAGCCUUCAUUUCCAGAUACAAGUUGACGAGGCACAUGGCUACCCACUCUCCCCAGAAAUCUCACCAGUGCGCUCACUGCGAGAAGACGUUCAACCGGAAGGACCACCUGAAGAACCACCUCCAGACUCACGACCCCAACAAGAUGGCCUUCGGGUGCGAGGAGUGCGGGAAGAAGUACAACACCAUGCUGGGCUACAAGCGGCACCUGGCCCUGCACGCGGCCAGCGCCGGGGACCUCACCUGCGGCGUCUGCGCCCUGGAGCUGGGGAGUACCGAGGUGCUGCUGGACCACCUGAAGGCCCACGCGGAGGAGAAGCCGCCCAGCACCGCCAAGGAGAAGAAGCACCAGUGCGACCACUGCGAGCGCUGCUUCUACACCCGGAAGGACGUGCGGCGCCACCUGGUGGUGCACACGGGCUGCAAGGACUUCCUGUGCCAGUUCUGCGCGCAGAGGUUCGGGCGCAAGGACCACCUCACGAGGCACACAAAGAAGACGCACUCGCAGGAGCUGCUCAAGGAGAGUCUGCAGGCCGGGGAGCUCCUGGGCACCUUCCACCCCGUGUCGCCUUCCUUCCCGCUGAAGGCCGCGGCGCCGUCUCCCUUCCCGCCGGGCUGCCCCUGCCGCCCAUCCCGCAUGUGUUCACGGCCGGUGCCAGCACCGCCAUCCUGCCGCACUUUCACCACGCCUUCAGAUGACUGGCCGCCGGCUCAGGGGAGCACCGCGUCCCUUACUCCGGAACUGCUCACCAAAGGCAUUUUCUAA
Molecule: messenger RNA, 1254 nt
Organism: Fukomys damarensis (Damara mole-rat)
Lineage: Eukaryota; Metazoa; Chordata; Mammalia; Rodentia; Bathyergidae
Gene: Plagl1
Product: PLAG1 like zinc finger 1
Exons: 3
Coding region: 370-1254 (294 amino acids)
Molecular function (GO): DNA-binding transcription activator activity, RNA polymerase II-specific
Source: RefSeq, a predicted model, not a curated record